Molecule: messenger RNA, 1903 nt
Organism: Raphanus sativus (radish)
Lineage: Eukaryota; Viridiplantae; Streptophyta; Magnoliopsida; Brassicales; Brassicaceae
Product: DEAD-box ATP-dependent RNA helicase 47, mitochondrial
Exons: 2
Coding region: 160-1785 (541 amino acids)
Molecular function (GO): RNA helicase activity; ATP binding; RNA binding
Source: RefSeq, a predicted model, not a curated record
AACCUUUUUAUCUAAUAACUAGAGACUUGCGGAGACGAAAGUAGUUUGGUUCUCCUCUUUCUUCUUCCACUGCUUUAGCGUCUCGUGGAGAGAGUAUUUAUAAAGGCGAGCACACGCUGUUAAAAAGAGGCUUCCUUUCUUAACCACACACGAGUGACAAUGGCAGCGGUAUCUGUUUCAACUCGAUUCCUUGUUCUUCUCCAAGAUUUUUCAGCCUUCAGAAAGAUAUCAUGGCGUUCUGCUGCAGCUAACUACCACCGCCAAUCACGUCUCUUAUGCCACGUUGCGAAAGAAGAUGGUUCUCUUACUCUUGCAAGCCUUGAAUUAGGGAACAACAGCCCAAGGAGAUCAGGGAAGAGUAAGGCGAUGAAGCUUGAGGGAAGCUUUGUAAGAGCAGCAACGAACGAUAGAAUGAAAGUGGUGAAGGAGAAGAAACCAGCUGAGAUAGUGUCUCCUUUGUUUUCUGCAAAGUCAUUUGAGGAGCUUGGCCUGCCAGAUUCAUUGCUAGACAGCUUGGAAAGAGAAGGUUUCUCUGUCCCAACAGAUGUCCAAUCCGCAGCUGUCCCUGCGAUUAUCAAAGGUCAUGAUGCGGUGAUUCAGUCUUACACAGGAUCCGGCAAAACCUUAGCUUAUCUGCUUCCGAUAUUAUCAGAGAUCGGUCCACUCUCAGGGAAAGCUAAGAGCGGUGAGAAGAGAGCAGAGAUUCAAGCAAUGAUCGUGGCUCCAUCGAGAGAACUCGGUAUGCAGAUAGUAAGAGAGGUGGAGAAGCUCCUCGGACCUGAUCACCGUAGAAUGGUUCAGCAGUUGGUAGGUGGUGCGAACCGGAUGAGGCAAGAAGAGGCGCUCAAGAAGAACAAACCGGCUAUCGUUGUUGGCACUCCCGGGAGGAUUGCGGAGAUAAGCAAAAGCGGGAGGUUGCACACUCACGGGUGUAGAUUCUUGGUGCUGGACGAAGUGGAUGAGCUUUUAUCUUUCAACUUCCGAGAAGAUAUCCAUCGGAUUAUUGAGCAUGUGGGAAGGAGAGCUGGUGCUGGUCCGAAAGGAGAAGUUGAUGAACGUGCUAACCGGCAGACCAUUCUUGUCUCUGCGACUGUGCCCUUCUCGGUUAUUCGAGCAGCUAAGAGCUGGAGUCACGAGCCUGUUCUGGUCCAAGCCAACAAAGUCACUCCUCUUGACACCGUUCAACCAACUGCACCGGCUAUCAGCUUAACUCCCACAACUUCUGAAGCUGACGGCCAGAUUCAGACUACCAUCCAGAGCCUACCUCCAGCGCUAAAACACUUCUACUGCAUCUCAAAGCAUCAACACAAAGUCGACGCCCUGAGGAGAUGCGUCCACGCCCUUGAAGCCCAGUCCGUUAUAGCUUUCAUGAACCACUCAAAGCAGCUCAAAGACGUGGUCUACAAACUCGAAGCACGUGGUAUGAGCUGCGCCGAGCUGCAUGGGGAUCUCGGGAAGCUAGGGAGAUCAACGGUUCUGAAGAAGUUCAAGAACGGGGAAGUCAGAGUGCUCGUGACUAACGAGCUCUCUGCUCGGGGUCUUGACGUUGCGGAAUGUGAUCUGGUGGUGAAUCUUGAACUCCCAACGGACGCGGUUCACUACGCGCAUAGAGCUGGGAGGACGGGGAGGCUGGGAAGGAAAGGGACGGUGGUUACAGUGUGUGAGGAGUCGCAAGUGUUUAUAGUGAAGAAGAUGGAGAAGCAGCUUGGUUUGCCUUUCGAGUAUUGUGAGUUUGUUGAUGGAGAGCUUGUUGUCACUGAGGAAGAUAAAGCUAUUAUAAGGUGAAAAAGGAACUAAAGAAAUGUAAUUUUGCUUCUGCUUCCUCUAGUUUUCAGAUAUAACCUAAACUCAGAGUGUUGACCUUUCAUAAUUUUUUUCCUUAUAUCCUAAACAUAUUCAUAUU